This is a messenger RNA of Diospyros lotus (date-plum), 750 nucleotides long. RefSeq names its product UBP1-associated proteins 1A-like. The record is from RefSeq and is a predicted model, not a curated record. The coding region runs from base 1 to 750 and encodes 249 amino acids. The transcript has a single exon. Gene Ontology annotation, molecular function: RNA binding. NCBI's taxonomy places the organism in Eukaryota, Viridiplantae, Streptophyta, Magnoliopsida, Ericales, Ebenaceae.
AUGGUGAAGAAGGGGAAGGCUAAGAAGAAGAAGCUUCAGAAAUACCAAGCUCCAAUCCCAACCAAAGACACCGCGAUGCCAAUUCAGUCCGAUUCAGAUGCCGACGAUGAUUCCCCCUCCGGUGAGACCAAGCUCGAGAAGAUCCAGAAACUUCUCGAGCCCUACACCAAGUACCAGCGUAUUAACUUCCUUGUCGGCGCCGUCGUGCCCAACGCUUUCCUAUUCACUUGCUUCCGCGAUGCCGCGGAUCGCGACAUAUCACGUCGCAAGCUCGUCGUCUACGGCCUCGUGUGGGUCACGACUCGAGAAACCUUAGUCUCUGCCUUCGAGUCAUACGGCGAGAUUGAGGACUGCAAAGUCAUCUUCGACCGGGUCAUGGGCAAGACCAAGGGCUACAGCUUCGUCCAGUUCAAGACGAGACGGGAAGCGGCCAAGGCAUUGAAGCAGCCGAGGAAGAUGAUCAGGAAUCUGAUGUCAAGGAUGGCGGAUCUGGUAACGUCCAAGGAGGGCACCUUACCGAUGAUUGGGGCGCCAUUUGCUUCUGAUCUUAAAAAUCUGGGCCAGCAAAAAUAUGAGAAAGCUGGUAAUUUGGUGGAGUCUCACCUUGAGGACAAGGUGAGUUUCAUGGGCGGAAGUAAUGAUAGGACCCUUGUUAGUCACAUGUACCAGCAAAGAAAUAGGAGGGAAGAAGCAAGGGGCAGAAUAGGAUAUUGGGAGAGGGGGAAAGUGACAAAAACAGUUGAAGGGUAA